Molecule: messenger RNA, 1590 nt
Organism: Eublepharis macularius
Lineage: Eukaryota; Metazoa; Chordata; Lepidosauria; Squamata; Eublepharidae
Gene: EPCAM
Product: epithelial cell adhesion molecule
Exons: 9
Coding region: 261-1175 (304 amino acids)
Cellular component (GO): membrane
Source: RefSeq, a predicted model, not a curated record
AUCUGGGGAGACUCAUUUGUUCUUCGCGUGAAAGGGAAGAAGGAGCGCAACUGGCCUACGCGGGUGCUAAGGGAAGGCACAGGAGGCCCGAGCGCAAUCCGAGACGGCGGGCGCGGCCCGGUGAAAGGGUCUUGGUUUACCUGCGGAACUUGCCGGGCGGCUCGAGAAAGGGGAAGCAGCAGGGAAGGCGCGGCGAGUGACCGAGGAGGAGAGUUGUGCGAGGCGGCGCCGAGAAAAACUCUCUCCGCUCUUGCCUGGCGAUGGCAUUGGCCCAUGGGGUCGCGGCACUGCUGGUGGCGUUGCUUGCUCUCGGCGCCACCGUGUAUGGCGACUGCAUAUGUGAAAAGAACAAACGAGUAAAAGACUGCACAUUAAAUAAUGGUGAAUGCAAGUGUGUCUCUUGGGGAUCUGAUGUUACAGUGUCGUGUCUAACAUUGACCUCAAAAUGCCUACUGAUGAAGGCAGAAUUUACUGGCUUACAGGGUAGAAGUAUACCACGUCAUGCUUUUGUAGACAAUGAUGGCAUUUAUAAUCCGGAGUGUGACAACAAAGGCAACUUCCAAGCUAAACAGUGUAAUGGUACAAGCACUUGCUGGUGUGUGAACUCUGCUGGAGUACGAAGAACUGAAAAGAGUGAUGCAAACAUUACAUGCAAUGAAGUAGUAAGGACAAGCUGGAUUAUUAUUGAAACAAAACCUGUUAAUAGUGCUUUGGAUACACACACUGUUGAAAGGGCCAUCACAGAUGCACUUGUUCAGCGUUACCUCUUGAAUCAAAAGCACAUAAAUGUUAUGUAUGAAAACUCUUACAUCACUGUUGAGCUGAAACAAAAUGCUUCCGAGAAAUCUGCAAGGGAUGUGGAUAUAGCUGAUGUAGCAUACUACUUUGAAAAAGAUGUCAAAGGGGACCCCAUAUAUAGUCAAUCACGCUGGAAUAUUACAGUUCAAGGGGAACCUCUGCAGCUUCAAGACACUCUAAUCUACUAUGUUGAUGAAAAGCCACCAGAGUUCUCAAUGAAACGUUUGACUGCUGGAGUAAUUGCCGUUAUUGUUGUUGUAGCAUUGGCAAUAGUUGCUGGCAUUCUUGUACUGAUUUUUACUAGAAGAAAGACGGGGAAAUAUGAGAAGGCUGAGGUAAAGGAAAUGAAUGAAAUGCACAGAGAACUAAAAUCUUAACUGCUGUAACAAGGAUCACAUGAUAAACUCGAUGAAAACAUUAAAACUGAAGAUUAGCUAUGUGGAUUCAUCAUUUUUGUACAGUGUGUACCUGUAGCUUAGUAAAGACGAUUGUCUCAAACUUGAAAUGUAUACAGGCAUGUUGCAUUUUCAGGGCUAAGACCUAGCAUGUUCAGAUGAAUCUUCUUUUGUCAUAAUUAGUGAACAUUUUAAUGAUGCCUUAUUGUCAAGUGUAUACUAAAUGAGAAGCAUGUUAUAUGAAAGUUCUAGAGGAUGUGUGACCUGCUUUUGCUAUCAGACAUGUUUCUUGCAUACAGUACAGUGUGGUGCGCUUUUUAAAAAGUCUGUAAAUAUUUUUAUUCAGAUUUGCUGGAUUUUUUUUACAAGAGGUGAAUUUAAUAAAUCUUGGAACCAA